AUGCAGGAGUACAAGGUGGUGGUGCUGGGCUCGGGCAGAGUGGACAAGUCGGUGCUCACCGUCCAGUUCGUUACUGGCACCUUCAUCAAGAAGUACAACCCCACCAUCGAGGACUUCUACCUCAAAGAGAUCGAGGAGGAUGCCUCGCCCUCCGUCCUGGAGAUCCUCGACACGGCCGGCACUGAGCAGUUCGCCUCCAUGUGGGACCUCUACAUCAAGAACGGGCAGGGCUUCAUCCUGGUCUACAACUUGGUCAACCAGCAGAGCUUCCAGGACAUCCGCCCCAUGCGCGACCAGAUCAUCCGCAUCAAGAGGUGA
Eublepharis macularius is the source of this 318-nucleotide messenger RNA. RefSeq names its product ras-related protein Rap-2a-like. Gene Ontology annotation, molecular function: GTPase activity; GDP binding; GTP binding. Gene Ontology annotation, biological process: Rap protein signal transduction; negative regulation of cell migration. Bases 1 to 318 code for a protein of 105 amino acids. Lineage: Eukaryota; Metazoa; Chordata; Lepidosauria; Squamata; Eublepharidae. Gene Ontology annotation, cellular component: plasma membrane. The transcript has a single exon. The record is from RefSeq and is a predicted model, not a curated record.